AUGGCUGCUGCCCCACAUGUGAGAAAAAGUUGUAUGAAAUUUUUAGAAGGGUUUUUAGAACACCGUGGACAGGAUAAUAAAUGGAGAAUUUACUGGUUGGUGUUAAAAGAUCAGAAUCUGUAUAUUUUCAAAUCCAAAGAAACAGUGCAGGAUAAUCUUGUUGGUUCACUUCCAGUAAACAGAGAUACUAAAUUUAUUCUUGGUGAAUGCGAUCCUAAAAGGGAAAGUUUCAGAUUUGAACUUCGAACAUCAAGGCACCAAAACAAUUUUAAAGCAAAGAAAUAUUCAGAACGAGAAUUGUGGAGAGGCUAUAUUGAAGGAUUAGCCAGUGGAGCUGUACCUAGUGAUCUUGAUUUGAUGCAUGGUCAGAUUCAAAUGAUAGAAGAUGAAAUAAGGAAUUACUACUGCAAUAAAACAGCCCCAGUUUCACACAGAAGACCGUCUAUUGGCGCUGAAAGUUUUGCAACUGGAUUUUCUGAUCCUGACGGAAGUUUUGGUUCUUUUGGUUCAAGUGAAUCUGAAACAAUGUCCACAAAUAAUGGUGGUCCAUUUAUGAAACACAAAUUUUGGAUGGAAUCAUAUCGAACAGAUACUCCCAGUUGGUUCUUUGCAAACUGUACUCGAGAAUUAGCAGAGAAGAUUUUAUUGGGCUCUCCACAGCUUGGUAAUACCUUGAUGAGAGAGAGUCAUACGUAUAAAAAUAAUGGUAGUUAUACCAUCAGUAAACUACUGUCUGUAGAAAGAUCACCAUUAUCACAUUUUGAAGUUAUCAGAGUUGCGGCUGGAUAUAAAAUUAAUGCUGAAAAUGCGCCAGAGACAUUUCAGUGUUUAUCAGAAGUCAUGAAACAUUUUGUAAGAAUAUCCGGAGCUGCAGCUACCAGACCUUUCGUAACCAAUGAUUACAAGAAGCUGGGAAUAGAAACACCAGAUUAUACUACCAAAAUAGUUAAAGUUGAUAAUGACAAUGGAGAGCAGUUACCUGAACAGUAUGAAGAACCGCUACCACCAAGUUGUAGACCAAUGGAUGGAAGUAAAACUUUACCAAAUAGAGCCAAUAUGUCUAGCUUCAAGUCAGCAUUACCAUCAGCAACUCAGGUUGGACCUAGAGAUCGAGCUCAACGUCCUGGCUUGGGACAAGUGGAUCACAGUGCAGCUAUGGCCGGUGCUUUAAGUGAUUUAGAUACGACUAUUAAACAUUAUGAUGAUGAACAUCCUUAUAAUAGAAGAGCUUAUUCCGAGUAUAAAGAGGUAAAAUAUCUACCAAUACCUCCAGACCCGCCAUCUGCUCAGCAGCCACAUAUCCCUGUCGAUGCUAGCACUAGUGCUGUAUUAAAAACCUGUCGUUCACAGUCGGUUCCUGCAGUUCAGUUUAAUCCUCUUGAACAAAACGUUCCAAUAACACGACCAGGGAUGGUCAAACGAAACCAAUCGUACAGAGAACCAGACCAUAACAGACAACCACAGAGUCCAAGGAGUGUAAUUCAGCCAGCAGGAGGAUUUGACCCCUACAGACAUGGCUGUGUACCUGCAAACUUGAGUGGCCAAGGAAAUGCCUCACCGGAAGAUCCAUAUAGAGCCAGUGCUUCGCUUUCGAGUGACCCUUACCGACGAGAUCAAGAGAAUCCUUAUAAGGGACGUAGCCUUCCACCACCACCAACAGAAUGUCAUAACGCUCAAGUAUACCAAAACUUCCCACUUCCUAAGAACACAACAUCACCCACGGAUAGUCCAUUGAACAGCCCUCGUACACCAACCUCUCCACGACUUUCAGUGGGCGAUUCUAUGCUACUUGGUGAUAUCCAGUCUCAGUUGGCGAAAUUAAAACCUACAGGUAAAUCUACCACAGGUCCACAGUCACCAGAAACCAAAGCCACCAUUAAAGAUCCGCAAUCACCCGGUGUAAAAUCACCUCCUCCAGUAGCUCCCAAGUCUAAACCAGCCGUCCAGACUGCUAACACUUAUAGAAACUUAACCAGUAGUUUUAGAAAAUCUAACAUUAGAGUAGAAACUAAACAGCUUAUAACAGAUGAAUACUAUGAAGAUAUAGAUACUUACAUCAAUAACAACUACCAUUCUAACUCAAGUUGGUGUGAUGUUUAUGAUGAUUGCUAUGUUCCACACAAUAUUGUAGUUAAUACAAGGACGAUUGGUAAUGUGUCGACAGUUGAUAACGCAUCCAGUGAAUCCAGAAAGGAUAUCAAUGACAAUAAUACCAAUAUUAUAGAAGAAAGUCACCCUACAGGUGAGGACAAAGAAAAUUUGAAAAAGAAACUUGAAGCGAUGUUCUCAGGUAGUACACCAGUGGCUCCCAUCCCAAUGAUACCAAAAACAAAAUCUGUUCUGAGCCUUCCUCUUCCACCAGUGCCAAAGGUUGAUCAGAUUGAGGAUGAAGUUUACGAGGAGAUAAAGACAACACUGGAUUAAAGAGGCUAAGAUAAAAACGUUGUUUGUUUGUGAUAAUUGACUAUAAGUAUAAUAAUCCUACACAACUCUUGAAUAUUGUUGUAUAGUUAAAAGAAGGUAUAGACUUUUAUAUGUAUAUGAUAGAAUUUUUGUGGAUUAAACGAAAACGCUGCCUGGUAUCAUAACAUUUAUAUUAAUGUUUCCGUUACAACUUUCUAUCAAACCGAACAGGGUUUAAAACUUGUGAUAAUAAUGGACCACUUAUAUAUUUAUAUACAUAUAUACUCAAUUAACAACUUACCUGAAUCAAUAAUAAUCAUGUAAUCCGGUGUUUAUAUCAAAGACAUAGUGUAACUUCGGAAUCACCACAUUUUCGCAGAAGGUUGUUAUGUUUCAUCUUUACUUUGAUCAAGGUGCGAAAAUCUCUUCAUUUUAACUCUUUAACUUAAAUGCAAAACUUAAGAAUUUGGUUUAAGUUAUUUAAAAGAUAAGUGGGAAGUACUGAUGGAAGUGGUUGAUUAAAGCAAUGUUUUAGUCAAGAGUUAACAAGAGUACACAGUAAACCUGAACACAGUGGAAUGUCUCACUAGCUUGAGAUUAAAUGUUUAUAUUAUAUGUAUAUAUUCACUCCUCUCAUCUGAAUAUUUACUCAUUGUACUAUAUGAAAUAAAAUAUUCCAAUUU
Molecule: messenger RNA, 3086 nt
Organism: Lottia gigantea (owl limpet)
Lineage: Eukaryota; Metazoa; Mollusca; Gastropoda; Lottiidae
Exons: 18
Coding region: 1-2424 (807 amino acids)
Molecular function (GO): signaling adaptor activity
Source: RefSeq, a predicted model, not a curated record